UGGCUGGGUCAAACCCAAGCGAGCCGCUGAUUGGCCGGUGCCGCCGGAGGGUUACAAUUCAAACGCGGGCGGGCGGGCCGCCGGCCCUGCAGUUGCAGUAGUGCUCUCGGAGUUCCUGUCUCCCUCCCAGCGCCGCCCGGGAUGGCCUCCCAGAACCGCGACCCAGCUGCCGCCAGCGUCGCCGCCGCCCGCAAAGGAGCCGAGCCCAGCGGGGGCGCCGCCCGGGGCCCCGUGGGCAAGAGGCUACAGCAGGAGCUGAUGACCCUCAUGACGUCUGGUGACAAAGGCAUCUCUGCCUUCCCUGAAUCCGACAACCUUUUCAAAUGGGUGGGGACCAUCCAUGGGGCAGCAGGCACAGUGUAUGAAGACCUGAGGUAUAAGCUCUCCCUGGAGUUCCCCAGUGGCUACCCUUACAACGCACCCACGGUGAAGUUCCUCACACCCUGCUACCACCCCAACGUGGACACCCAGGGGAACAUCUGCCUGGACAUCCUGAAGGACAAGUGGUCUGCCCUGUAUGAUGUCAGGACCAUCCUGCUGUCCAUCCAGAGCCUGCUAGGAGAACCAAACAUUGAUAGUCCUUUGAACACGCAUGCUGCCGAGCUCUGGAAAAACCCCACAGACGGUGUUACAGAAUGCCUUUCUAUCGAGUUGUGACAUGUACCAGGAAUGGUGGUGGAUACUGGAGCUCUCCCGGCGGAAUACAGAUGAGGCUGAACCAGACCUUGAAGCAAAACAGCUGUAGCUGUAGGAAGAGUAUAUAUGCACACCUGGGCGCACAGCAGGGGCUUGGGAGGUGAGGACCAGCCACCUACUCUCUGAGGGGGUGUUCUGGUCCUGAGACGGAGAAAGAAGGCACUCAGGUCACCCUACAGCAGGCCCAGGGUCUGGGAGACAGCCAGGGAACACCUCUUUCCUGCCAGAGAGAGACCCCGGGACAGCUCGACUCAGCCCUUACCCCAGGCCCCCCGAGGAAUGGCUCCACACUCCCAGGGAGUACAUUCACCUGCUCAUCUCCACCAGUGGGUCCUCCAGCUGCUGCACCCACUGGCCCAGGCCCCCAGCCCUGAGGCCCUCCUGACACUGGCCUGCCACAGGCACCAGCAGGGGCAGGCAGGGGAGAAGAGCAGGCUAGGGGGGCACCUGGGUGGCUCAGUUGGUUAAGCAACUGCCUUCGGCUCGGGUCAUGAUCCUGGAGUCCCGGGAUCAAGCCCCGCAUCAGGCUCCCUGCUCAGCAGGGAGUCUGCUUCUGCCUCUGACCCUCCCUCCCCUCAUGUUCUCUCUCAUUCUCUCUCUCUCAGAUAAAUAAAUUUUUUAAAAAAUCUUUAAAAAAAUAAAAAGAAGAGCAGGCCCUGAUCCAGUCCCGCAAGAUCUCCAGGGUGGACAGACACAACAGCCAGGUGCCCUCCAACAUGGCCUGGGGGGAGGGGGAGGAAGACAGUAGUGGAGGGCAUCAGGAACGUUCUCACCUUCCUUUUGCUCCUGCCAGCCCAGGCUCCUUUCCUGCCCUGUGCCCCCACUGAGCAGGGGCAGUGGCAGGCAGGGAAGAAGUGGCCUGGCGGGUCUGGGAUGGGAUUUGGAUGACCUCCCCGAGUCCUUCUCCUGAGGUGCUGUUAGCUCUCCCCUGGGGGUUUGGAGCAGUGCUGCUCAAUCCAAGGUGCAGAUAAAUCGGCCAGGGGUCUACCCCAAAUGCAAACUUGCAUUCAGUCAGUCUGGGUGGGGCCUGAGGUCCUACCUCUCUCUAGAAAUUAAAGGUGUAGAGCGGUGUUCUCAAGGUGUGGCCCUUUCACCUGGAACGUGGUAGAAAUGCAGAGUCUUGGUCCCAACAAGCUCUCCAGGAUUCUGAUGCCCUCUCAACGUUGAAAACCCCUGGCUAGAGGAUGUCCAGGAAGAGGGAGCUCAGAACCUGGCACUAGUGGUUCUUACUGGAUGCUGGCCAAGGUAGGCGGACCUUUUUGCCUGCCUUAAGAUGCCUCUCCACGUGGUCUUUGAUCAAAGUGUUUGACACACACACUCACACACACACACACCCCGAGGAUGGCCACAUGGCCUGCCUUGUGUCAGACCCAGGGACUGACUGUAGUUCAGAACCAAGCAGAGUGUUCCUCGGAAUUAAAUUCCUGGCAGAAAGUAGAAUUCUUUUACUAAUAGGGUUGCUAAAAGGGGAGGGAGUCUGGGCAGCGGUGCAGACAGCUGCAGAUGGAAGAAAGUCAAGCAGAGACGAGUAGCUAGGAAAUGGAGGUGACAUUGAGACUCUGGCCUCCAGCUGGGACGCCUUAAUAUCCCAGUUUCAUGAGCCAGUAAGUCCCUUUUUAGUUUAAGUCUUGUUUGCUUUAGGUUCCAGUACUUGCAACAAAAAGAAGCCUAGUUCAGUAAGUUUUAGAAGGUAUCAUUGUUCCCAUUCACCCCAUAAAAUUACUGAGUGCCUACAAAGUAAAAGCCCUAUGCUUGGGGCUGGGGAUCAAGCAGGGGAAAGAACACGGUCCUGUCCUCAGAGGCUGAAGUUCAGGGGGCAGACAAGCAUGUCAGUGGGGUAGAGUAAGUGCCAUACAGAGGGGUGGUGAAGAGCUCAAACCCAGCAGUCCCCACACCACCCCCGUGCUACUUGCCUACACUUAGACUUAACCUCUCUGUAAAAUGGAAAUAUUAGUAGCUACUUCAUAGGCUAGAUGGGCCUUGGAAUAGUGCCUGGUGUACCGGGUAAUAAAUGUCACCUGCUAGUCUCACGUGUUACAAGAGCUCAGAGGUGGGGUGCCUAACGACGACCAAGAGGGUCAAGGAGGACUUUCUGGAGAAGGAGAUGGAGUAUGGAACACUGGCAAAGUAGCCUGGAAGUCAGGUCACAUAGGUCGUGUAAGGCCUUUCAAUUAAAGGCCUUUAAAAUGCAGGGUUUUACCUUGAGGCAGCUAAUGCAGCCUGGAGUAGGGCAGGGAUGUGAUCAGCUUUGGUUUCAGAAAGCUGCUUCUGGCUGCCGCCGGGGGAGUAAAUGGCAGGGACGUUAACUACCUUCCCAGCAACGUGGUGAGCAAUGGCGGGCGGCCUGAGCCACAACACCGAGUGGGCUCAGAGAGGAGGGAUAAGGGUAAGGGGACAGAAGGAAAGUAGCAGGGCAGAGUAAAUUACAAGCGGCAAGGGGGCUCCAGAACCCCUAGCUUAGGCCCAUCCCUCAGGGUACCAUCUCUGAGAUAAGGGAGCACUGGAGAAGAUGGUGAGGGAUUUAUCAGCUUCGGGCAGGACCAGUCUCAAGCACUCAGCACACAGGUAGAACAGUCAACAGGUACAUGGGGCCACGGUUAAGAGCCUUGCUCUUGUUUCCACCAAAUGUCCGCACCCCUGGCUACAUCACCUCACUCUGCCUUGGUUUCCUCCACUGUAAAAUGGGGAGAACACUAUCCGACUGCCUCGAAGGUUGUUUGUACGAAUGAGCCCAGCCUGCAAGGCACAGGGCCCAGCACACGGGAAGCAGUCCUAGUGACGAGGACUGAUCCCGGCUGGAGAUAAAAACUGGGGAACAUGAAUGGCUCAGCGAGGAGAGCCGAGAACACAAAGGACUUGGAGAGGGAGGACUGUGGCAAAGAAUAACAGUACAGGCCAAUGUUUCAAGGUGAUAGUAGUGAUAUUAAUAAUAGCCUUUAUUAAGUGCUUAGUAUGUGCCACACUCUGUUCUAAGCGCUCUGCAUGGCACACACUAACUCGUUCUCACAACCCUGCAAGGUAGGUACUGUCAUUAUCCCCAUUUUACAGAACAGGAAACCGAAGCACAGAAUGGUUUGUCACCAGCAAUGACGAUUCAAACUCUAAAAGCGAAAUCACCACUGCACUGCGUUAGCUUGGCCCUGAUGCCUGCUCUAACUGAUGAUGGUGUGUGCAAAGAGCUCUGGAAGCCAGUGGGAGCAGGGAUCAAGGGACAAGAGGGUAUCUGAGCUGGGUUGAGAAUUUCGCCAGGCUUAUUAGAGGAGGAAGGGCAUUCCAAGGAGGGAGAACAGCAUAAGCAAAAGCCCAAAGGCUUGAAAGCGCACCCCCACUGUCCAGAGCAGGAGCGAUAAAUUGCCCAGUGUGGCUGGAACCCGAGACGGGAAGGAGGGGAAAGGAAUUUGGACUUGAUUCUAGAAGCAAAGGGAGCCUUGAAGGUCUUUCAACAGGGGAGUAGCCAGAUCAGAUUUCUUUUAGCUAGAUCAUGCUAAUGGGCCCUGUGUUGAGGGCAUUGGCCUGAGCUGGAGGCAGGGAUCCAGGGUGGAGAUGAUGACGUCAGAACUUCCUUCCUGCCUUUUUUCCGCACCCCCCCCCCCCCCGUCCCAUCUCCUGUAUGGAGCACCUAGAAACGCCCAGAACAGACGAAGUAGAAAAAGUCAAGCAGGAAUGAAUGCUGCCCAGAACGGAUGAGAACGAUGCUCACUUUCCCAUCCCCAGCCCGGUAGCCUGCACCCAAGACCCAAAGGCUCCAGGGCCGCCUGGGUGGCUCAGUUGGUUAGGCGACUGCCUUCAACUGGGGUCAUGAUCCUGGAGUCCCGGGAUCGAGUCCCGCAUCGGGCUCCCUGCUCAGCGGGGAGCCUACUUCUCCCUCUGACCCUACCCCCUCUCAUGUACUCUCUCUCUCUCAAAUAAAUAAAUAAAUCUUUAAAAAAAAAAAAAAAAAAAAA
Molecule: messenger RNA, 4640 nt
Organism: Mirounga angustirostris (Northern elephant seal)
Lineage: Eukaryota; Metazoa; Chordata; Mammalia; Carnivora; Phocidae
Gene: UBE2C
Product: ubiquitin conjugating enzyme E2 C
Exons: 6
Coding region: 142-657 (171 amino acids)
Source: RefSeq, a predicted model, not a curated record